GACACGCGGUACGAGCGAGCGCUCGCUCGCUCUCUCGCUCGUCCGCUCGCUCGUUCUUCGCCUAUGCGCGAGGCGAGCGAGAAGUACGCGCGGGACGUGUCUUCGCCUCAUCAGUCGAUCGCGGUGCGAGCACUCGGUGUGCUACGCUCAGGUGUGCACCGUCCGAAGCAAAAAAGCCCGACCUCCAGGCCAGGCCGCGAAAAAACGCUCGAACGACGAUAAUAGCCGAGUGAUCAUUAAUAACAAUUGAAAGCAACGACUCGUGACAACUCGUAACUCGUAACGACGCCGAGCUCCUUGUGCCUUGUGUGAGGUGUGAAAUAACUGGCGAGGCGAGACGUCACGAUGAAAAUGCGAUCGCGUCUCGGCGCGUCUCGGCCCGACAGCCGCCCGUCGCCGCUGCGUCCUCGCGGCGUGGAAAUCCUCGUUUUCGCGCUCGUCUGCACCGAAUUCAUCGUGGGACAAAACAGCGCGCAGCAUCACGGCGAUCCCGAUCGCAUAGUCUUUCCCGGACCGGUCAGCUCGAGAUCGGGGGACAGAGCUCUCGAUAACAAGCCCACCGGGGGUUCCGUGGAUGACAGCGAUUCGCCGAUACCGGUCGAUUUAGCAAAUAGAUUAAAUUUAAUAGACUCAUUGGAGGAAUUUAUGCAGCUCAUUCACGGUGUUCCUGAGAACGAAAAGGGUAUUACGUUUGCCAAUAGAUUCGGAGGCGAGGAACGAUCGAGCGCGGUGAUGCCGACGCCGGCCAAAUGCAUACCCGAACUGCAACUCGUUCCCCUAAAACUGGAUGACGAUCCUUCGACGUUCGUCUUCCCAGUCUGCACACGGAUCAAAAGAUGCGGAGGCUGUUGCAUUAGUCCUUUGCUCUCGUGUCAGCCAACAGCCGUCGAGAUGAGAAACUUCGAGGUGAUUGUGACGUCGCUGCACGAUAUGGACUAUCGAGGACGGCGAAUUGUACCGUUGGAGGAACACACUAAGUGCAAGUGCGACUGCACGAUCAAAGAGGAGCACUGUAACGACAAGCAGUAUUACGAGGCACACAAUUGUAAAUGCGCCUGCAAGAAUGUCGACGAGGAGGAGAAAUGUCGCAAGAGCAACGAUACGAAGAUUUGGAAUUCGCAGCUCUGCAUCUGUUCCUGCAGGAUCAUCGAGCCAUGCAGUACCGGUUACUUCUUCAAUCCCAAUACGUGCAGAUGUGGACCAAUAAUGUUGUCUAGACCGCUAAACAGAUUCGCACCCACGAAUUACAAUUUCACUAAUCAUCGGCAGGAAAACAGGCAGAUAAUCCCUCUGGACCCGUUCGAUCCCAGAAGAAAACACAAGGAGGAUCCCGAAUAUAAGUGACAACUUAGACGAAUACGUGACAGAUUACAAGACUGCUAAAACGCAUUCACAGUUACUUUGUUAUAUUCUUUGUUACAUAGGAGACUUUUCACUAAUGUCAGUAGUUUGGGAACUAGAAGAACAAAUAAUUUAUCCUUCACAACAUGAUUUUAUCACAAAAUACGUCUUAAUAUACAAAUUUGCAUCUUGUGCUGAAACACAUUUCCAUUUUCAAUAAGAAAUGAUACUGAUCUGACAAAAUACGUUAUAAAUUUUGCAACUUUUCUAAGUAUUUAAACGUUAGCACGUUUGCAACGUAUAUGGUGAUAAUAUCAUUUUUGUGAUUUGGUAGUGAAAAAGAUAUCACAUUUUGAAUAUUUAUAAUUCCACAUCCAAAUCACAGAAUGGCGUGAGCUUUUUUAGUUCCCAGCUGUUUCCCUGUUAAACUAUGUUACUGUCGAAUAAAGAUCAAAAGACAAUGUGAUAUAAUGAGGAAAUGACCGUCACAAAAUCUUGUCAAUGUUAUUUAUAUCAUAAAGUUACUUUUUUGUAUUUAUUGUCACAUUAAGUUAGGCAAACCACUCAUUAUUUACCUAUUUAUCACACAUGACAUACGUAACAAUAAAUUCAUAAUGUGGCGCAUGCAGAUUUAUCAAUUCACAUAUAUUCGUUAAUUAGUGUUUACAUCUAAGUCAUAUUAUAAUACAAAAUAUUAAUUAUGAUACAAUCAAACAAA
This is a messenger RNA of Pogonomyrmex barbatus (red harvester ant), 2059 nucleotides long. RefSeq names its product PDGF- and VEGF-related factor 1 (gene Pvf1). Gene Ontology annotation, cellular component: membrane. Gene Ontology annotation, biological process: positive regulation of protein autophosphorylation; positive regulation of cell population proliferation. Gene Ontology annotation, molecular function: growth factor activity; growth factor receptor binding. Lineage: Eukaryota; Metazoa; Arthropoda; Insecta; Hymenoptera; Formicidae. The record is from RefSeq and is a predicted model, not a curated record.